This is a messenger RNA of Vanessa tameamea, 3505 nucleotides long. RefSeq lists its product as uncharacterized. Bases 87 to 2957 code for a protein of 956 amino acids. Gene Ontology annotation, molecular function: protein serine/threonine kinase activity; ATP binding. The transcript is spliced from 10 exons. Lineage: Eukaryota; Metazoa; Arthropoda; Insecta; Lepidoptera; Nymphalidae. Gene Ontology annotation, biological process: positive regulation of apoptotic process; protein phosphorylation; intracellular signal transduction. The record is from RefSeq and is a predicted model, not a curated record. Gene Ontology annotation, cellular component: cytoplasm; nucleus.
UGCCUCGUAUUUACUUACAACAAAAAAUCACAUAUAUUACCACAAUAGAGGUAAUUUUACAAGAUUCGUACACAGAAAGUGACCCUAUGGCGUUUGAAAGUAAGAGAUAUAUUUUGGGUCACGUGGAAGUAGAAGAACCUUUACAAGAUAUUGUCACUGACGAAUUAUCAUGUGUUAUAUUUGAAUGUAAAAUAAGUGACUGCACUCAACAAAGCAUCUCAAGUAGGUGGUACAAAGAUGGAAAAUGUAUAGAACCUUCCCGUAAAUUUAAAAUAUCUGCUAAUGGAAAAUGGCAUCGACUGCAAAUUACAACGACUACAGCCGAAGAUCAAGGAGUUUAUAUAGUUUUAUUAAAAAACUAUUUAGGAGAAGUAUUUUCUAAAGCUAAUUUAUUCGUAAAGUCAAUAAAAGAAAACCACGUUAAUAAUGACGUUUUAUAUUUGAGCCCAAUGGCAAAACAUUUUGACGUGGUGCAGCAUUUGAGGUUUACAAAAGUAUUAGUAGGAGACACUAUAGAGCUAGAAGCUAUGUUCAAUUGUGAUGCUUUACAAGAUUAUAUAUGGUAUAAAAGUAAUAAUUUAUUAAUACCAAAUGAACGUAUGAUAGUUUUAAACGAUAAAAGGACGACCACACUUUCGAUACUGUGUGCCAAAGAGUCAGAUACUGGUAUUUAUCAUGUGAUAUCUAAAUCUGAAUAUGGUAUUGCAUCAAGUUUUGCCAGUGUUGUAGUAAUUAACACCGACUUAAAUACCUUAAAUAUUAGCGAAAUAGUACCUAGCAUAGAUGAGAGUUUACCAGAUGAAUUAGAAGUAAAUGAAGGAGAGGACGUAAGACUUAUAUGCAAGGCUUCGUACGAUGUUAACACAAUAAUAUGUUGGUCUAAAAAUGGAGCAAGAAUAGAGGAAAACAAAAAUGUAGUAACAGAGUACUAUAACCACAGAUAUAUUAGUUUAAGGAUAAGAAAUACCUGCUUAAAUGAUACCGGCGAAUACUCAAUAGCUGUGCGCGAUAAAAUAACAGGACAAAUAGAUACGUCGAGUUGCUUUUUAACUAUCAAUGAUACACCACGAGGGAAACGAUGUUCAGUCCAAGUAAAGAAACCUUUAGAGCCGACUGUUACUUGUUUUGGUACAAAAAUUUCAUUUACCUGCAGUUUUGCCGUAGACGAUCCUAGAUUUUAUUUUGUAGUUUGGUACGUCGGUCAUUUCAGAGUUGAACGAACGAAUCACCGAUUUCAUAUGAUGCACAACGGAGGAGAUUUCUAUUUAGUUAUAAAGCAAGUGGAGCCUGGUAUGGCUGAUGAAGUUAUUUGCGAACUCCGUAAAGCACUUCCUAAUAGGAAAUCAAUCUUAAGCAUAAGCACAGCAACGACUCUCACGAUUGUACCACCUGCAAUCAUUGAAAGUGAAACAAAACUUAAUAAAGCUAUUACUAGACGAAAUAUCUUCUACAAUACAAAUUUGAAAUUGGAGAUUUCUAUGAUAAAUAAAAAUCUAGAUGAAUAUAGAAUUCAUAAAUGCGCAGUUUCAUCAAACGGUGGUAAGAAGAAUACUUGUGAAAGUUUUAUGAUUAUUACUUAUUGCAGAUUGGACGAUGAUAAUUAUUAUUUGAGUGUUUCGAAUAUUGACGACGACAUACAUGUUGAACGUAUGACUGUCCAUGAAAAAUCUGUUCGCGGUGAAUCACCGAAAGUGCCUUCUAAGCUUGUAGUAAUAGAAUGGUACGAGACACAGACAGACAAAUCUAAAAGUGGUUGGUAUCAAAUCGAGUUGGGAAAUACGAGUGACAGUUUCGUGCAAGCAGGUGUUUCAAGUUUACCGAUGUUUGAAAUAAAAGAUCCACCGUUAGAACAGAUUAUGAAAUUUCGUAUAAGAGCAGCGACGCCUCUUCUUAACUCCGAAGAAUCCAGAGUUUGUAUACUUCCAGCAGGGAAAGCGUUGCGCUCUUUAAAGAAAAACUGCAACCUGAGCCCAAUGGAAGAUUUUGAAGCAAUGUUUACAAAAACGGGUGAUAUAAUAGGAUGUGGUGCAUUUGGUAGUGUUGUACUUGUUCACGACAAUAGAGGAGAGUUUUAUGCAGCAAAAAUAUUAAAAACUAGGACACAAAAAAAGAGAGACACCGCUAUAAGAGAAUAUGAAAUGAUGAAGAGAUUGCAGCAUCCGAAACUUGUCGAGCUAUACGAUUCAUUUUCAGCGAGGGAAUCUUUUAUUCUAGUUAUGGAUUACUUGUGGGGUGGAGAGUUAUUCGACAGGAUAGUAGAAGAAGAGCACAUAAAAGAAGUGGACGUAGUACCUUACGUUCGACAAAUAUGUGAAGCUUUGCUUUAUUUACACGAACGAAAGAUAGCACAUUUAGAUUUAAAACCAGAGAAUAUUAUUUGCCUUAGUCCAAAUUCUAGACAAGUCAAAAUUAUUGAUUUUGGCUUAGCGCGAGUACUAGAUGAGAGUCAUAUAACAAGAGCUAUUUAUGGAACGAGAGACUACGUCGCACCAGAAGUUUUGAAUUUUGAACAACUCACCCUAGCGUGUGAUAUGUGGAGUUUUGGUGUCGUAACCUACAUGCUAUUAUCUGGAGUGAUGCCCUUCAGUGGUGAUAGUUGGCCGGAACGAUCGGCAAAUAUAACAAUGGCGAAUUAUAAUUACCAUGAAUCAGCUUUCAAGGAAAUAUCCGAUUUGGCAAAAGACUUCGUUGAUCACCUUCUCGUUUUACAACCUGAAAAGCGCAUGAAAGCUUCCGUCGCUUUAAAUCAUCAAUGGAUUGUUGAAGGACCUCCUGGCGGCGCAAGAGCCGGUCACAUGAAACGGGCUCAAGAAAAUUUGAAGUCAUAUUUAGCUAACCAUAGAGCUAGGUGGCAAAGAGCUGGGAAUGUAAUGAUAGCAGCGCAUCGUCUUCGGAGUUACGUAGGCGGACAGCGGAACGUCAUAUCGGCUGAUCGAGAAUCACCUCGAGUUACUUAAAAUCUACAAGACUAACCUGCAUCAACUUUUAGUUUUAAGAAGUGACACUCAGUUAUUGCGCUUUUGGUGGGCAAAGGACAUCAUUUAUAGAGCCAAGGAUUAGUUAAUACACUUAAUGUGGCGGAAAUAUUCAGCAGUGCAGGGUUUUUGAAGUACUGUUAUUGUAAGCAAAUUAUUUGCCUUACUCGUUAAAUUAGGACCCCUUUUAUUUGUAUAAUGAACGCAGAAAUUUAUGUUAUUUUCAAGAGGUAAUUAUUAGAAGAAAAAUAAUUUUAUAAAUAAAAAUUGUAAAAUAUUUAAUUUAUUAUAUUAAUUAAUAUUGAAUGCAGUUAGCGCUCCUAAAAAUUGAAAUGAUAAUAUUAUGAAGAUAUUAUUUGUUAUUUGUUAUAUAUCUGAACAUAUAGAAUGUUGCAAUAAAAUCAGCAACAUGACACCACCUCAUAAUUAUAUGAUUAAUAUUCAACUUCGUUGGUGCCGAAACAUUUAACAAUCGUUGUGUCUAGUGCUUCCACAUCAAAACAAAAUAUAAUAAUAAAACAUCCACAUAA